Paramacrobiotus metropolitanus is the source of this 1960-nucleotide messenger RNA. RefSeq lists its product as uncharacterized. Gene Ontology annotation, molecular function: protein binding. The record is from RefSeq and is a predicted model, not a curated record. NCBI's taxonomy places the organism in Eukaryota, Metazoa, Tardigrada, Eutardigrada, Parachela, Macrobiotidae. The coding region runs from base 108 to 1772 and encodes 554 amino acids. The transcript has 3 exons.
GCUUUUGAGAACGCAGAAAGAAGCAUUCUUUGCUUCUUUGACGCAUUAACACUUUGCUUCUUUUGCCACGUAGAAGAUUUGUAUUGUUACACCACAGAUUUGUGGCAAUGAGCCCAAGAACCCGACCGUGGAACAGCGUGGACGUGUUGGGCGAGGACGGACUGUUUCGUUACGGACGCGUGGUGGAUGUGGCGGACCACGGGCUUUACAUCGACUUCUUCUGCCCUGGUCGCCGACGAGAAUUCACCCCUUUCCAAGGGGUGUUCCUGAAUGAUGACGGCCGAUACAUGGACAAGAACGACCGGGCCCGCACCAAUCCUCCGCCUGAACUGCUCGCAGAAGUUUUGGUGCGCGACAGUACAUCGAGUGCUUGGACGUGGUUCCCCGCGCAGAUAGUCAUGAGAGAAGUCGACAUCGGGCGCGCCAAACACGCCGUAGCUGUUAUCCACCACGGGAAACCCGAGAAGUGCGAAGAUGUGGUUCCUUUGUCGCGUAUCCGCUGGAAAAAGGAGUCUAGUACGCAGCAGUCCCAUAUCGAUGCCGAAAUCGGGAAUCUGCCAAAGUGUGUGGCGAAAGGGACGUUCGUCAAGCGGGCUCUACAACUACCGGAAAGUUGUCCCAUACAUUUGGUUACAGCAGUACUGAAGGAGCAGAAAAGUGGAACAAACUACCAGCGCUGGUAUGCUGCCCAAGCGGAAUGUGUGGACAUGGUGGACGGAUGUGUGGUGUAUAUUCAGCGUCGGUGCGGUGCUGGAGUAGAAUCCGACGAUAUUUAUUUGACUAAGGAAUUGGAAAAUCUUAACAAGCUUCACAGGGCGUUGAUUGAUACUGUUUCACAAAUCUCGGAACCGUUAGCCCCGAUUUUAGCAGUGGAUGAAGUUGCUGUGUUGCCGACGGAAUUGUGGACGGAGGUCUUCUCCUAUCUGGACACUGUGACGCAGAGCAAACUGCGCACUGUGGGCGCAAAAUGGAACGCUCUUCUGGAUUCUGAUUUUUUGAAGGCGAAUAUUGUCGUCGACGGCGCGGCACUCUCCUUUUCGGAUCUGUGCGAACUUGGUCAGACAUAUUUUAUGAUCGCAGCUCUCUUCAAGCGUCUUUCCCCAUCCACGCACCAUAUUAUCAUCGCAAAUCGAGGAGAGUGGUUGACAAAUAUUGACAUUUUCAAAGUGCUGGAUAUUCUGAAUUUCAUCGCACUGCGUAAUGCCGGCAUCCGACUGAAAGCCAUCUUCCUCGUCGGACUGAAGAUAUCUCUGCUGAGAAGCCAGGAUAAGGGCAAACAAGGAACUCAGUGCCGUUAUCACAAGAAUCUUUCUGCAUACGCCAGCAAUCCUUGCCCGCUUUCCAGCCUCCCACGCGGGAAUCUUCGGUGUGAUGAAAUCCAUUUGAUCCGGUGCAACAUCACUGUGGCACGCAUGGAUGGAUGGAAGCUGAACGUGAAAAUUAUGAAGAGUCGACAGCGCAUUAAUGGCCGCUUAGACUACGCGCUGUGGAGUGCCAUGGAAGCGGGGUUGUUAGCGCCAAGUCUCACGGAAUUUCGUCGCUUAUCGAACUGGUUAAAAGUCCAAACCGGCGGAUUACGAGGGAGUUCGAUGGAAUACACAGCCAUGAUCUGCAAGACACUGUGUGUGACGCAGACGGCGGAUCCGCGUCCCUCGCUACAUUACCGCGGGAAGAAGUGGUGCGUGGAUGGUCUGCAGGGUUUAAAUGUGGAGAAACUGUCGCGUUUGGCUAUGCAUUUCCUCAUCCACUUAAUGAACGCCUUGUCUCGCUAAUGGUUCCAGAUUCAUUCCAGACCGAGACUUAUUUAUUUAACUUUUCGCGGAUUUUUUGUUGACCCAUUGUUCACUUAGUAACGAACUUAUUACUAACAUUAUCUUUUAAUUUUUAAUAAAUGUUUUGAUUUUAUCCCGAAAAGUUUCAGGAAAGGAUGCGGUGUUUUUGUACCAGGUCGUUAAUUUUG